UGACACUUUUAUUCGGGAGAAGCAUGUCAUUUUAAAAGCUGCCAUUGUUUUACAAGUAGCACACUACACCUCUGCAAUUAACAUGGGAAAGCAAUUAUUUAUGAUUACUCGAUGAUGAAAUGUGUUGCACAGUGUAGUUUAUGACAAAAGCCUAUAAAUCUUAUCACGAAUAUGUGUGUGCUUCUGAUAAUAUGUACACAUUUAACAUUACAAUGCAACAAUAUGGCCACCGAAUGACAUAACAUUUUAUCAGCCAUCAACAUUUCAUCAAUCAAGUUAAUGUUUUUUACACACUUCACAAAAGUUUAUUUUAUAUUGACAGCAUUCUCUUAGAAAUAACCGUUAGUAAUACUGAGCUCAUAAGACGCACAUCAGAAGUUAAAACAAAGAGAAGCGCAUUUGGGGUUGUCUGGAGAACAAUUGUAAAACAUACUCAGCAUUGAUAAAAACAUCAAGAAUCCUUUAAAAAGAUCAUGCUUGAUGCUCAACGUGAGAAUACACGAUUCUUGUACAGAAAAUAAAAAAACGUGCACUUAAUCAUGAGUGGCCCGGCAAAUUUAGGCCCUGUCCGCACGAACACGGGUAUUUUCAAAACCGCAGCUUUUUCUAUGUGGUUUGGCCGUUCGUCCACACGCAAACGCAGUACCGGUCACAGAAACCGAACUUUUUUUACAAAUCCGGCUAGGGUGACGGUUUUUAGAAAAUCCGAUUUCAGUGUUGUAGUGUAUACGGUAAAACCGGAGUUUUGGCGUAUGACGUUGGAAUCUCCGUUGUUUGAUGUCAGAUUCCAGGCUUCUGAUUGGCCAACACGGCUCUAUGGUUAGGGUUAUAUCGCCACCUAUUGGUUUAGCAUGCUUUACCCUCACAUCCAAAUACAACUCAUUAAAAAAGCCUCUCUGAAACCUCAAAAUCCUCAGAUAAUACACAAGGGUUUAUGCCAUGGCAUCCAAAUGUAUGUAAAUCGUUUGUAAAAUGCAAGUAAUCGUUUAAAUAUUUAAUUGCACACAAAGGGCCUCAUUCAUAAAACACGAGCAGAACAAAUGUUUGUGUAAAUUGUUCAUAAAGUCAUUCUACAUUUUCGGAUUCAUGAAAAUGUUCGUAUUUUCAAAAUGUUAAUUGGUAGGAAAGAAAUGUACACCUGGCUGGCUCCCUACCACGUGUAAAAGGAGCGUAAAAUAUUCAAAAGUUCUGUAUUCUUUUAGACAAACUGAUGACACUGCAUUUGAUGCACUAUGUAUGUAUCAUAAUGAUGUUUCACGACUUCUUUUUCCCAGUCUUUUAUCAUUUUCUACUUCUUAAUUUUGGGUAAAACACAGUGCUGCUCGUCAUUGUCCCUUUUUUACAUAGCCGUCCAAUCACAGUGAAGAAGAGGCGGGACAAAGACUUAAUUGACCAACCAUCAUACUUGUACAACACAACAUUAGAGAAGUUAAUAGGCUUGUUCGACUUGAUGCGGCGCCGCAAGAUCCGACAAACGGAUGACAUCAAAGUACCGCGAGAGCGAUUCGAAAGCAAACUAUUUAUCGUUUUUCGAAUCGCUCUCGCGGUACUUUGAUGUCAUACGCCUGUCGGAUCUUCGGCGCCGCAUCAAAUCGAACAAGCCUAAUAUGAACGUUCUCAAGCGCCACCAGCUGGCCGUUUUUAGAAGAUCACCAAGUAUUAAAAGCGCUUCGGUGGACAUAGUUUAAUUUAUUGAAUUUCCUGAAGGAUCUUCUGGUAGAACGGAGAGUAAACAAGCUUGUUGAAGGUUACCAACCGUCCCAACUUAACGGCAAUUUCUUCUAACUCUUUGCUGAUGGGUGCCAGACCUCCAGGGAGGGCAGGGGCACACCUGUUGGUGCAGGUCUCCAAGAACCCCAAGAGUUCAAAGGAGACAAGCAUGGAUGCUGAAACAGAGCUUUUCUCUCCGAUGGAAGAUAAAAGUGUUCUUGGUCCGAAGAUCCCCAACAUUGCUUCAGAAAAUGAUGGCCGUACCAUCUUAGUGCAUGUACUGGAAUUCAAAACAAGUCUUCUGGAAGCAGUCGAGGAGUUACACAUUCACAGGGAUGCUGAAAAACGAUACGAGGAGCAGAUUUGUAAACUUGUGCUGGAGAAGCAAGAGCUAGAAUGGCAGACGGAGUCCUUACGAAACAAGAUCUCUAGAAUGUCAAAUGAGAAUUCGGAGUCACUUGCUGCUGUAAAAAAGCAGUUUCAGGCCCAGAUCAGAAAAAUCGAGGGAGAAAAGGGAAAAAUCCAGCUUACUGCUGAACUCAAGGACAAAGAGAUCACAAGCCUCAAGGAAGAACUAAAACUGCUGCAGUUGCUCAGGUACAGUUUGGAGAAGAAAUUAGCCGAGCUGGAACAGAAGUUGCAGUUGCAGACGCAGUUGAAAGACAGCCACCUGAAUCAACUGGGAGAGGUGGAGAGGCGCUUCGGCGCCGUAUCCAGACAGUGCGCCGUGGUCAAGCAGGCCCAUGAGAAACUCGAGCAAAACGUUGAAGAGGCCAUGCGGAUUAAUAAAAAACUUACAUCCAUCAAUGUAAAACAAGAAUCUACCAUUACAGCCUUAAAAAAGGAUGUGGAUAGACUUAACAAGGAGCUAGUCACACUGAAAGUAUCAUCAGUCUGCAAACCUGGAGAUGAGCAUCUACAAAAUGUUUUGAAAGAACAGCAGCUUCAGGAAUUUCAACAGAGGCUUCUUGUGGAAACAGAAUUUAACAAGAAACUGAGGAAUGAAACUGCUACAGAGAGGGCAGAGAAGCAGGAGGUAUUGAGGUCCCUCCACCAUACUCACUGUUUGCUUCAGACACAGACAGAAGCUCUGAGCCGAGCAGAGCAAGAACUUCUCACGCUCCAAGAGGAAUAUCAGGUCCUUAAAGCAGAACAUGAAUUGAAUCAGGAGAGGACCAGAGAAGAGCAGGACAGUUUCGCUCGGCUUAAAGACACGUACCAGAAUUCAAAGCUUGAUUGGGAGAAAAAGAUGCUGCAGCUUCAGAAGACGACAGAGGUAGAUCAGGUCGAGCUGAAAGCUGUGAAAGAGGCUUAUAAUCACCUCCAGGAGGAGAAUAAACGGCUGUCUGCUGUCGGUCUAGACCAUAAAGAUAUUCCGAACUCACAGAAUGGUUCAAAACAUCAAGAAAGCCAAACUCUGGAAAGUAGAACAGUUAGUGAGAUCAACCUUGUUAAGCUGGACGUUCUCCAUGAAGAUGAGUCUUUGGAGGAGGACCUGUUUAGUCCGCAUAAUGAUGUGGAACCAACGAGCCGUCCCCUUAAAAGCGUUCCAGAUGAAAGCACCGCAGACUGUCAGAAGGAUAGAGAAGAUCAAGAUGAAAGCCGGUUACUUAAAAUUUCACUGCAGGUGGAUCGAGCAAUAACCGACGUGUCACCAUCCGCAGAACCUGAUAUCUCGGUUUCACGCAUGUCUGAUGAGAUCUCAGGACUUGAGGAAGUCGGUGCCAUGACAAAUCAGCUGUCAAAUUUGUGUGCUGAAACAGAUGUCUGUGACGGAGAGGUGGACUGCAAUGCGGUUGAUAAAGGAUUCCCCUCGAACCAAACCCGAUGUGACGCAGACAGUCCCACCGAGCUAUCAGUUCCGGAAACCAGGUCUGUUUAUGAGGUAGACAGUGACCCUUUGGCUUUGGAACCGAAAGAUGGAACGCUGGAACAGAAUCUGUGUAUUUCUGAUGUGACUGAACCCCAGACAUCAGAUAAACACACAGACAGCCAGCGAUGUGCUACGUCUCAGGAAACAAAGACUGAGUGCACAGAAAUCCUAGACAACCAGACUGCACCUGAAUUUCUCAAGAGUCUGUCACAAACAGAAGAUCAGACGAAUACAAAGAGACUUCCAGAAGACAAAACAUGCGACAUUACACACGGCAUUGUGGGCCGACCGAGUCAAUGGCAGGAAGCCACACACCAGGAAACGGUACCCUUUCAUGAUGCACCUUUAGAUACACACCUUCAUGAGUCCAAAGAUCAAUUCUCAGCACCUGAAAUGAUCUCUACACAUUCAAAAAGUUGUGUUCCAGAAACAGUUGACUCACCUGAAACAAACCUUGUGGAAUUUAAACAGUUGCCGUCAGUUGCUGGCGCUUUGGAACCCUCCGCUCAAUCCAUUUUACCAUCCGACUCAAUGGAGAUCAUAUCAGAAAAUAAAGAUCAAAAAGAUGAUUGUGCUUUUGCUUCAUGGACACGGACUUUGGAAGUUCAACAGAGUGAAGUGGAUGUUUCUAGCGAAGCGGUUUUUGUACAUCCAAACAUUACAAACCCAAACCAAGAUUCUUCCUCAGCUGAUGGUUUUCUGAAUGAUGUUGACCACAAAUGCAUGACAGCGGUGGGUGCUUCAAACCAUGCAGGAUAUAAGAGAUAUCGAUCGUCUUAUGCAUGGGACACGUUUAUAAAAAACAAAAUGAACACGCAGGCAAAAUACGCAGAUAGAAAUUUUGAUCAUUCAGUAGGCAUUAGAAACAACAAACCCAGCUUGGCCUUAACGCCAUCAACAUCCUCCAAAUCAGAGCAGAGAACUUCUGGAUUUCCCGAUUUGGAGUUUGUUUCUCCUUUUUGUGCUCCUCGUUUUACAAAAAAAGCCGAGAUGAAGACCCCUGACACUCCAAACAAGCGUCCCCAUCAAAAAAGCAAUUUCCGAGGAGAAUGGAACGCAAUCAAGCAGUCUUUUUCAGAAAUGUUUGCCGAAAAAGAGAGUCCAUUUCUUAUCCCCUACAGCUCGACUCUGAGUGGCAUCCCGGCCUCUUCUUCUGUGGGUAAUGGGCUGCGACAAGACGGUACUCCUACCGUUUCUACUCCCAAACUGCAGAACCUGGAGACAGAAACUCGACCUGUGGAUGAAGGAGUAACAGCUCAUUCAGAAAGCAAAGAGGAACAGAGUCAGUCUGACAUAGUGGCCCAGAUUGCGAAAAUCGACGAAUUGAUGUCAUCGGAAGGUUCAACACCUCAUAAAAUACGCAAAUUAGAUUAAAUUGAAUAUGAAAUUGUUACUUGGCAGUGGAAUACAUUUUAUGCUUAAGUAAUGUUACUUGAAGUGGUUCAAUAUUUAUUUUUGAAAAUCCCUGUAUUAAUGUUAAUUGUUUACUAUGUUUCUAGUGGCCAUUAAAUAAAUGU
Messenger RNA from Triplophysa rosa, 5100 nucleotides. Its product is annotated as golgin subfamily A member 4-like. The transcript has 20 exons. NCBI's taxonomy places the organism in Eukaryota, Metazoa, Chordata, Actinopteri, Cypriniformes, Nemacheilidae. Bases 1796 to 4957 code for a protein of 1053 amino acids. The record is from RefSeq and is a predicted model, not a curated record.